GGGCCGGAAGUGCUGCACCGAGCUGCUGCUGGGGCCGGCGGUGCGCCCAGAUCUCCCUUCCCCGGGCAUAGAUGGCCGCUGCCGGGGCGCUCCUGGCCUGGUGCAUCCAGCAGCUGCGCGGCGACUUCGGGCUGGAUGUCAGCGAGGAGAUCGUGGGGUACAUCUUGUCAAUUGAAAAUGAGGAGGAGAUCCGAGAGUAUGUAAUUGACCUCAUCCAGGGGACAGAUGGGAAGAAGAGUCAGUUUAUAGAAGAGCUGGUAACCCGAUGGAGAAAGUCCUCUCAUCCGGCUUCUGACCCUUUGCCAGUAUAUAGAAAAAGAGAUGAGAUUUCUGAUGUGCAUCGGGCUGGAGACCAAGGCAAGAGGGGGAGACGCAAAGGAAGGAACAAGCAAGAAACAUCUCUGUAUGCUGAGCCCAACCUCCCUGCAGAGGAAGUAAAAACACCCCUUGAUCUGGCCAAGGCACAAGAGAUGGGCAGUGGUGGCAGUGGCAGCAGUACCUCCAAGAAAAAGGCCAAAUUCGUCAACCUGUACACCAAGGAGGGUCAAGACAAACUGGCAGUCCUGAUCCCCGGACGCCACUCCUGUGAGUGCCUGGGCCAGAAGCACAAACUCAUCAAUAACUGUUUGACCUGUGGUCGUAUUGUCUGCGAACAGGAGGGCUCCGGCCCCUGCUUAUUUUGUAGUACAUUGGUGUGCACGAAGGAAGAGCAGGACAUUCUGCAGCGUGACUCAAACAAGAGCCAGAAGCUGCUGAAGAAGCUCAUGGCAGGUACUGAGAGUUCUGGGCAGAUGGAGAUCCUCAGCAAGGACCUGCUGCCUCGUCAGGAAGCUCGGCUGAAGACAGGUCUGGAGUUGGCCGUGAAACACAAAGACAAGUUGCUGGAAUUUGACAAAACGAGUGUGCGCCGUACCCAAGUCAUCGAUGACGAGUCGGAUUACUUUGCUACAGACUCCAACCAGUGGCUGUCCAAACAAGAGCGCGAGGCGCUGCAGAAGAGAGAGGAGGAGCUGCGAGAGCUGCGCCAUGCUUCUCGACUUGCCAGAAAAAUCACCAUUGACUUUGCUGGCAGGCAGAUCCUGGAGGAGCAGGACAGCAUGGCUGAAUAUCACAGCAAGUUGGAUGAAACGAUCAAUGCCAUUAACUGUGGCACAUUAAGCAAGCCAUCGAGGAGCCCCGAGGGGAAGUUUGAAGAGAGCUCUGGGCUUCUGGUGAAUCCCCACCUUCUUCAGCCUGCCCCCUUGUGGGUAGACCAGACUGGAUUGCUCCUGCACAGAAAAACUGCCCAUUCUGCAGAAACUGGGCAUGAGUCUGCCUCCGAAAGGAACAGGUUACGGAUUCAGGAUCGAGAAUUACAGGAGAUCUCGGAUGAUGGCUGGUGUCUCAGCAUGCACCAACCUUGGGCUUCCUUGCUGGUAAAAGGAAUCAAAAGGGUGGAGGGCAGGACCUGGUACACAUCCCACAGAGGACGGCUGUGGAUAGCAGCUACUGCUAAAAGACCAUCCCCUCAAGAAAUCUCUGAGCUAGAGGCCACAUACAGAAUGCUGCUCCAUGAAGAUGUGGAAUUUCCCAGAGAUUAUCCUUCUGGAUGCCUCCUGGGUUGCGUGGACUUGACUGAUUGUCUAUCACAAGAACAAUUCAAGGAGCAGAUCAAGCCCUCCAGACACUUCGUCAGCUCUGUUGCUGUCUCACAAUUCCUUCCAGUUUGCUGUCAUCUUUCUGUUUUGUUGAGGCACCAGAAUUGAACACGUUAUUCCAGGAGCAGUCUUGCAGAGCUGUAUAAUUUCCUUUCCUCUCCUUUCAGUGCUAUGUUGCCUUGACAUGUCCAGCCCAAAGUCACACUGGCUUUUUGCUGUUACCAUACUGCAUUGUAAAUGUAUAUAGUCUCUAAUUUGCUAUUUCUUUCAGAAUUAAUGCUAUCCACGAGUCACUAUUUGUGGGUUUGGUAUUUUUCCCCAUAUGUAUUGGCUUGAAUUUAAUAUGAAGACCUGAGUGUGGCUCCCACUGAAAUCACUGAUGAGGAUGUCUACAUUUAGUUGUUGCCUCUUGUCAAUAAUAAGUGUAGCUGAAUCAGUGAAAACAGUUUAAUUCUGAGUGUAUGUAG
Trachemys scripta elegans is the source of this 2104-nucleotide messenger RNA. RefSeq names its product thyroid hormone receptor interactor 4 (gene TRIP4). Bases 72 to 1745 code for a protein of 557 amino acids. The transcript is spliced from 12 exons. Gene Ontology annotation, molecular function: zinc ion binding; transcription coactivator activity. Gene Ontology annotation, cellular component: nucleus. The record is from RefSeq and is a predicted model, not a curated record. Lineage: Eukaryota; Metazoa; Chordata; Testudines; Emydidae. Gene Ontology annotation, biological process: positive regulation of DNA-templated transcription.